UCCUUCCUCCUCGAAAUCCACCAGUCUCCGUCCAAAACCCUCCCGCGAAUACACCUCCGGUACCCGACUCCAAAUCCGCGACGUCAAACGACGUCAAAAAAAAAAAAAAAAAAAAAAAACAAAGCGUAGGAUUUCGCAAAAAAUCCCUCCCUACUCAAAAACACAACAUUUUCAAAGUUAUCAAAACCAGUGAUUUUUCAUCGAGGAAGUACCCCCCGCCGAAAAUGGCCUAAACAGUGUCAAAUUCCGAUCUCGAUAUUCUUUUUUUUUUGUAUUUUUUUUUCCGAAAAAAAAAAUGGGGUGGUUGAAGAGUGUCCUAGUGUUGGUGUUGAUAGUUAGUGCGGCGGCGGCCGAAGACGCGACGACGGCGGACGACGACGUGGUUGACGUGGACGCGGCGCGGCGGUCCUUCGACACGCUGAAAUCCUCGACGUUGAACGACGACACGGGAGCCCUGGAGGCGGAAUCCUCGGUGGAGGACAGCAGCGAAUCCGAGGAGAACCGCUCCGCGGAGAUCGGCGGCGGAGGGAUGGAGGACGCCACCCCUCUGGCGGCCGUUCCCGAGCCCCCAGGGCCGAAGGUGAAGAAGUCCUUCAUCCAGAAGCUGGGUAAAACCAAGGCGGCCAAGAGCCCGCCGCCCCCGCCGGUCAUCGUCGAGGAAGAGGCCAGCGUGGCCGCCUCGGAGACCCUCAACGGGACGGUUACGGCCACGGGGCUCCAGUGGCUCAUGAACCUCUACAACCCGUUCCUGUGGAACGACGCCCUUUUCGCCCAGCGCGGCGUGUCCGGCGAGUGUCGCCGGGACCUCAAGACCUACCUCGCCGCGCUCUGGGAGGGCUCAGUUUGGGCUGCAAAAAUGACUGAUGCGAGCGGUCGUUACAAUUCGCAAUUUUUCUUCGGCAACGAUUUUUGGUUGGGAUCUCACAGUCUCUGCAAUGAACUGCAAAAUACUCGCACCAACAAGAUUGUGCCUCCAUUCAAGGCAGAAUUUCAUGUUGCAAAACUUCUUGUCAAAAUGCCGGACCAACUUACUCCUGCUGUCCGGCUGAUCUCCCUUGGAGUGUGUCUGCCGCAAACAUGCACGCCAAGCGAUAUCAAGACCCUCGUGGAGCCGCGAGACACCGGGAAGAAAUCCCCGCAUUCCAUAAAGAUCCUCAACGUGAGGCCGGUCCCUGGACCUUACAGGAUAUUAGACGAUCCCACCUUCCAACUUAUGGCUUUUGUUAUGAUCGUGUUGAUUGCUCUCAUGGUUGUCGGUUCCAUCUACGAGACGGUUUUAGAGCGAAGAAUGGCUUCCAUCCGAAGAGAAAAACUUGCCGUCAGAAGCAACAACAACGUUGACUACGAGCUGAAAACACCACCCAUGGGAAAGAUGGGCAUGAAUGACGACACUGCUUGUCUAAAGAUGUCCGGCUCCGACCUAUCUUCCUGCAGUAAACCAUCGACGAGCUUUUUGGGAGAGGUGAUUCUAUCUUUCUCCGUCAUCACAAACGGGAGGAAGAUUUUGAAUGCUGGCCCUCCUCCACCUGAUUCCUUGAAUUGUGUCCACGGCUUGCGGUUCCUCAGUUUGGCUUGGGUCAUCAUGGUUCACACUUACCUCCAAGUUUUUGCAAUUGCAGAAAACAAGACCUUACGAACAGUGACAGAAAGAAACUUCAUGUUCCAGACAAUCAGUAAUGCGACCUUUUCUGUGGACACCUUUUUCUUCAUCAGCGGUUUGUUAGUGACUUAUCUCUACUUCAAAGCCUCUAACAAAGAAUCGGACACCUCCAACAGACGUCCUUCUCAAGACGGAUUCAAAGCGGGUACAAGUAAAUUCUUUACCUUGCUAAGCUACCGAUACGUCAGAUUGACGCCUGCGUACAUGUUCGUGUUAGGCAUGGCGGAACUUUCUAUGCGAUGGUUGAAAAACAAAUCAGUAUUUGAGCCACUCAGAAGGGAUGAAGUCAACUGCGAUCUUUACUGGUGGAGGAAUGCCUUGUACAUCAACAGCUUGUAUCCAAUGAAAGACAUGUGCAUGCUGUGGAGUUGGUACAUGGCAAACGAUACUCAAUUUUACAUUUUAGGGAUUAUAAUUCUUCUUUUAUCGGCGAGAUAUGGAAAGUUCUCGGCGAUUUCCAUAGCAUUCUUCCUGUUGCUCUCAUGGUUCGUGACAAUCCUGAUUUCGAUCAACGUCCAGUACAUUGCUAAAAUCGAAGACCCAUUUGGUAACUUUGACGAACUUUAUGAUAAGCCAUGGACUCGUUUGGGACCAUAUCUGGUUGGUAUGUUCGCUGGAUGGUAUUUGUUCAGGACGAAAUGCAAAGUGCGAAUGAACUGCACAACUAUUUUCCUCGGGUGGGUCCUCUCGUUGCUGACUUUGGCCUCAUUGGUCUACGGCCUCCACAUAUUCCAUCUGGGGGUCACCGGCUCUGCUUUCUAUGUCUCUGUCGGGCAUUCUGCAUGGGGUGCAGCCCUCGCCUGGAUCGUCAUUGCUUGCUGCACCGGCAAUGGAGGUUGUGUGAACUCUCUUCUGUCAUUCCGACUACUGCAACCUCUGAGCAGGUUAACUUACUGCGCAUACCUAGUUCACCCUGUGAUCAUGGUCCUCACCAGUUUCCAGAUGGACGGUCCCCUUCACUUACACAACGGACUCGUUCUGAUCCUGUACUUCGGCAACGUUGUAGCAUCAUUUUUGCUGUCUUUCUUCAUCUCCCUGACUCUGGAGGCUCCUGUCGUAAGGCUUCUGAAAGUUGCUCUGUCACCACCACAGACAAAAAGCUCAAGUAAGAUGUAAGGUGGCUCAACUCAAAACGGCGGAGAAUGGACUCACGAGAUCUUAUUUCAAGAAAGGGCAACAUGGAUUUCUUCCAAGGCCAGCAGGAUAUAUUCAUGCCUCCUUUUUAUUUUAAAUCUACGAACUUGAGUUAGCUCAGUAGGAGGAAGCUUUUAAAGUUUUUACAUAACCUACUUUCUUUAAUUCAAUAUAAUUUCAUCACCUCUGAAUGGUGAAAAUGCACGAUUCCCUAGACUUAAGUGCGCAGAACACCUACUAGAAAAACUAAUCGAGGAUAUUUUCAUGAGUAUCAUGAGUAUCAUGAGUAAAUCCACUCAAUAGUUGCAAAAAUUGUUUAGCUUUCGUAAGAUAUUAAUGAUGAUGUUUAUGGCAAAAGCUAUUUAGAUUUUGCAAGUUUGUGUUCACUUUCCGGAGGAUAGGACACAGAAUAACAAAGGUGUAAUGCCUACUAUUUUCAAAAAUUUUACUGCUGUAACACACAUGAGAAAAACUGAAUAAUUGAGUGUGAACCCAGCACUAAUUUCCCCAUCUUCUUACAUACAUUUCAGGCGACAUUUUUCGUUUUUUUUUUCCUUGUUCGGAAUACUGAAACGAUCCAAAAUUUCACUUUCCCCUCUCCUACCCCCCCCCCCCCAAACAAAAAAAUUCUAGCAACAGUCACCAAAAUGCAUUUGGUGGCCUUGCAUUUCCGAGCUUGCCUUGAAUUUUCUGUGUAAUUUGCCAAGAAUGAAAUCGCAUGGUCUUCUCCGGUAUCGUAGGAAAGCAUACCCGGAUCUUGAAGUUGAAGAAGGCGUCCUUUUGAUAAAUGGAACGUUCUUGUGGUAAGAAGUGCUAUGUGCACAUGAAUUAUAUUAAAGGAACUAUGAAAUGCACACAUUUUAUGGACAUACGAGGUUCUUUUUGAAAAAGAACCACGAUUGAACCUUUUAUGGAAAAAUUGUACCCAGUUCCUUUUUGCAUUAAAACGUCCAUUUUUCACAAUUGUACAGAUGCAUACGGUAAAACCCUUGUCUUUGACCCUUCCCAUUCCUUUUUUAUGAUUACACGAGUUUGAUCGUCAACACAACACCAAAUCAACUUUACGGAGCGUUAAGUUUUAAUUCGCGUAUGCUUUAAAACAAAUAAAAAAAAAA
Molecule: messenger RNA, 3909 nt
Organism: Bemisia tabaci
Lineage: Eukaryota; Metazoa; Arthropoda; Insecta; Hemiptera; Aleyrodidae
Product: nose resistant to fluoxetine protein 6
Molecular function (GO): acyltransferase activity, transferring groups other than amino-acyl groups
Source: RefSeq, a predicted model, not a curated record